AUGGAACCAUUAAAAUCGGGUCGUUCUACCGUCGAUUAUUUCCCAACCGACGCCAAAAAUAAUAUUAAUUAUAAUACGCCGCGGCAACUUCGAUGGCUAAUAAUCGCCUAUAAUAACCCAUAUAACCUCGCCACCUAUAAGGUUUUAAAAGAAUUUAACUUCUAUUCUGCCUUUAUCGUUGGAUUCCAAUAUUAUAACCACGCCUUUUACCCGGCGUUCCUGUAA
Pyricularia grisea is the source of this 225-nucleotide messenger RNA. RefSeq lists its product as uncharacterized. Bases 1 to 225 code for a protein of 74 amino acids. The record is from RefSeq and is a predicted model, not a curated record. NCBI's taxonomy places the organism in Eukaryota, Fungi, Ascomycota, Sordariomycetes, Magnaporthales, Pyriculariaceae. The transcript has 3 exons.